UUCUUGUAUAUAUUUUCAUUUAUAUUUCAAUAUUCUGUUCAUGUUGUAUAUAAAUUCUUUCUUUUAUUUCCAAUUUCAUAUCUAUAUUCUAACUUGUUUCUGCCACAUGUGCAAUGUACUAUACUUUACUUGCACAGAACAAGGCAACUCAUUUCCUGCCCAAAUCUACUUGGCAAACACAUUCUUAUAUUAAGAAACAACCUUUCUUUUGUCCUAGACUUGGAGCAAACAUCCUUUCAUUGUUCCUUGUUUAUUGCAAUGAACUUGCAAGUAUACUUCAUCACUACAGAGAUGCUUGCAUGUUUACUUUUCUCACAGUCUGCUUCUCUCUUCUUUGUUCUUCUCAACUGUGUUUUGCCCCCCUUUUUGGCGCUUAUUUCUUUGUUUCACCUUUUCUGAUGUUGGUAAAAACAACCUGUUUUCUCUACCACAUCAUCACUCUACUCUCUGCCUUCGUCCUAACCACUCAUGCUGACCAUCUCAUCCAGCUGCUAGUGAGGAUCAAACCAAAUCUUGUGGAGGAUCAUUUUAUACUCAUUUCUCUAUCUUUUUCAAUUCUUACUUCAUACCGUCACUUCCACUCCUUUGAAGUUUAUAUUCUCUGCAUACUUAAUGAGCUCAUUACUUCGCGAGACAUUUUGUGACGUCUGUCCCUUUUUUCUAAUCUAUUUGAAAUUGUGAAGUGCAUAUAUUUCUUGUCACUGGAUUUGUGAAAUUUACCUGAGCGGCUGGAUCCUCUGGCGAGCAAGAAUUUAAGGUUCUUCCAUCGCAUUAAGCAGCCAAUUGGGUCAUGGAGUUCAGUGGAUUUGAUGAUGAUCUCUUUCAAGAAACGGAGAAAAGGGCAAAGAGAGCUGAAGCAGUGGAUUAUAAACCAAAAUCAGUCCCCCCUCAGUGGUACAUGGAUGACCAGGCCUCACCAGAUGAUGACAUUGAUAAGGUUCAUUUCUACAUCUUCCGUGGCAACCAGCAUUACUACCGGAGGGCGUGGUCAGAUGCCUUGGAUGCCUAUACUGAAGCCUUGGACUACGUUGCCCCUAACAACGGCAACUUCAGGCGAUUGCUCCUGGAAUCCGUCGCUAGAUGUCGGUGGAGACUGGGAGAUGCUGAUGGAGCGGUAGAGAUGGGGAAGAAAUUGGUUGAGGAAUCGAGCAAUGAUCAUCAACUGUUCUGUGCACAUGCUGCUCUGGCCAUGUUUUAUGAUGCAGCAGGAAAUGCUGACAAUCAAGCAAGUAGCCUCAGGCUAUGUCUGGACUUACGACCUUUGAGCGUUCAGCACUGGAUUCAGCUUGCCAAAGUACACCUCAAAAAAUUCACGUCAAAAAGUUGCAGGAGCGUAUCGAAUCCCGAUGCAGCUGCGGAUAAUUUACAAAGCAAGGGAUUCCAAGGACAAUCCAGUGAUAAUACGUCUUUCAUUUCGGAUAAAAGCCAUUCUGCCUUUGAAAGGACUAGUCAUUGUGACUCUGCAAAUGUGGAGUUAAGCUCUUCUUCCACUCAACAUGCUUCUGCACAGAAUGGCAAUAGUUCUUCAUUGACAGGACAGGGCAGGCACAAGUACAUGAGCAGAGAAUGUAGAGUGGACAAGAAAGGUGAAUACAUUAUGGAGAAAUCACAGAAUGGUAUGGACAAGAAUUGUGUUUCUCAUGUUGGUCACGAUAGUGAUGGAUGCAUAAAGAGAUUAUUCGAUCAAAGCUCGUCAUUGAUGUCAUCAAUGUCAGCCUCAGUAUCAUCAUCUGCAUCAUCGUUGGUAUCAUCAUCAGUACAAUCCACAUCGUCGUCAGCAUCAUCCUCAUCAUCAGUGUCAUUCACUUCAUCGUCAGUAUCAUCAACAUCAUCAUCGGUAUUGACAGCUUUAUCAUCAGUAUCAUCAGUAUCUUCAUCAAUAUCCUCGUCAGUGUCGUCAACGGCAUCUUCCAGGUCAUCAUCAGUGUCGUUGAAGCAGGAAGAUAGCCCAGCAUUGACAGGGAAUAUCCAAAGGCAGUGCCGACCAUCGCCGGCCGGAGACAAUAAUUCUGACCUAGACAGACUAUCAAAGUUGUCUCUAGAUGGCAAAGGUACCCUUGUGUCUUCAGGAUCUCAAGUUAACGGGUUGUUGAUGGAUGAAAGUGUUGGCGACACAGAUGAAGAACAAGAAUGUUCUGUUGUCAUGGAAGCUGUUAAGUGCCUCUUAAGAGCAAAAGUCAUCUUGAAGAGUCUUCAAAUCUGUGCUGUCUCGAUCACUAAGAUGAGGAAUGAUCAACUUUUAGCAGAAAUUGAUGAAUGGUUGUCCACUCUUCAUCUUGAUGCGGCCUUUAUUCAGGAGAUGAGUAAGAAAAUGUACAAUGAAGUUUACGACAAAGACAUCAAAGAAGAAGUAGUCACAAGUUGAUUAUUCUGUUUCUAUUUCUGGUAACUCCCGUAGGUUCUUGGCAGGUCAGCAUUUCUGCUGGUGAACGUCAAGCCGGUAUAUAACCAAUUACCUAGGAAAUAUUUUCCGUCUUGGUAAAUCAGUCAUAGUGGCUGACGUUACA
Messenger RNA from Lytechinus variegatus (green sea urchin), 2507 nucleotides. RefSeq lists its product as uncharacterized. Gene Ontology annotation, molecular function: protein binding. The transcript is spliced from 7 exons. The coding region runs from base 791 to 2365 and encodes 524 amino acids. NCBI's taxonomy places the organism in Eukaryota, Metazoa, Echinodermata, Echinoidea, Temnopleuroida, Toxopneustidae. The record is from RefSeq and is a predicted model, not a curated record.